GUUAACGACGGUUCCUCCUUGGGAGUUGGAUCUCAACACACCUAAAUGCAUGAAAAGUAAUCAGGAUACUAUUGAUUUUGAAUUUGGAACCUCUCAAAGGUUCGAAGAACAACUACAUCGACAAAAGCAACACCAGAAGCGAGACCAACAUCAAGUAAAAGAUGUUCCAACCAUGGCUUACGCCGAUGAGCUUUUUAGAAAUGGUAAAGUCCUUCCUUUAAAACCUCCACCCCGCCUUCAAUUUGUUAAUAGUUCGAGCGCGAGUAUUUCUUCCACCAUUUCUUCCACCAAGUUGUCAGGCAUGGCACAAUGUGUGCCCUUUUCGGGACGCAAUUUCAAGCCCAAUGAAUUUGAUCCUUUCAAGGUGGCUCUAGAAUAUGUUACGAAAGAGGAGAUAGAAAAGGACCCACAAACUACUUAUCGAAGGACACAAUCGCAUACCACAUCGAGGACCUAUUAUUUAGACGACGAGCUCACUAGAGGGGUCCAUUGCCAAAAUAAAGAGGUGGGUCCCUUAUCUUGUACUAAAGGGCCCACUAGGCCCGAGAGGUCCGCUUCUGCGAGGUCCGUCUUGCCCACGAGAUUGGACCCGGUUCCUAGGCUUGCGACGGACAUAGAUGGGCCGUCGGCCAAGGUUACUAAACGGUGGCGAUCGUUUCCAGAGGGCUCCAAGAGGGAAAGGAUCAAGAAUUUCUUAUUUAGAAGUGCAUCGCAAGGCCGGGUUCAAUCGAAAGACAAGUUAAGAGAUCAUACUGAUCCCUUGAGAAAGAAAGAGGAUGCUAAGAGUCCUGUUUUGGAGCCUUUCCAUGAGACUAAAUGCAAAGAAAAGAUGGCAAAGGAGAAGAAGAAAACCGCGGCGCCAUACAAACCGGGCCUUUUUGUUUGCAUGGGAUACAAUUCCAAAGAGGAAUUUGGGUCUCCCUCCUAAGAUUGUGGUGUUUGCGUUUGGAUGCGCCAUUGAAUUGAAUUGCAACAAUUAGUUAAUUUAAGUGGAAAAGACUAAAUUGCAAUUAUGUUACUAGCAAACUAGAUCGAAAAUGAAUAAUUGCAAUUUGGUUGUUUUCCUAUCUAUUCAACUAAUUAUUGCAAUUCAAU
Messenger RNA from Magnolia sinica, 1095 nucleotides. RefSeq lists its product as uncharacterized. The transcript has a single exon. Lineage: Eukaryota; Viridiplantae; Streptophyta; Magnoliopsida; Magnoliales; Magnoliaceae. The record is from RefSeq and is a predicted model, not a curated record. The coding region runs from base 50 to 928 and encodes 292 amino acids.